Messenger RNA from Acanthosepion pharaonis, 1038 nucleotides. NCBI's taxonomy places the organism in Eukaryota, Metazoa, Mollusca, Cephalopoda, Sepiida, Sepiidae. The record is from the annotation of a GenBank genome assembly.
AUGGAUAAAUUAAUAUCUAUCUAUCUAUCUAUCUAUCUAUCUAUCUAUCUAUCAAAACAGCCCCUACUGCUAUUAAGCAACAACAUAUCUAUCUAUCUAUCUAUCUAUCUAUCUAUCUAUCUAUCUAUGCAUUCUUUCUUUCUUUCCAAAGAUACAAAUUUCAUUGCAACUCAUUUUUUCGUAAAUAUUUCUUUCUUUCUUUCUUUCUUUCUUUCUUUCUUUCUUUCUUUCUUUCUUUCUUUCACUAUUACUCCAAAGAUUACAAUUUCACAUAUUUCUUUCUUUCUUUCUUUCUUUCUUUCUUUCUUUCUUUCUUUCUUUCUUUCUUUCUUUCACUCGUACUCCAAAGAUUACAAUUUCGUAGACAACGCUUUCUUUCUUACAACUGCUUCUUUCUUUCUUUCUUUCUUUCUUUCUUUCUUUCUUUCUUUCUUUCUUUCUUUCUUUCUUACAACUGCUUCUUUCUUUCUUUCUUUCUUUCUUACAACUGCUUCUUUCUUUCUUUCUUUCUUUCAUUCUUUCUUACAACUGCUUCUUUCUUUCUUUCUUUCUUUCUUUCUUUCUUUCUUUCUUUCUUACAACUGCUUCUUUCUUUCUUUCUUUCUUUCUUUAUUUCUUUCUUUCUUUCUUUCUUACAACUGCUUCUUUCUUUCUUUCUUUAUUUCUUACAACUGCUUCUUUCUUUCUUUCUUUCUUUCUUACAACUGCUUCUUUCUUUCUUUCUUUCUUUCUUUCUUCCUUUCUUUCUUUCUUUCUUUCUCGUACUUAACUUCCUCUACUUUCUUUCUGUUUCUUUAUAAAUCAUUGAUUAAACAUUUCCUUCAUCAGACACUUUUCUUUCUUCCCCACCUCCACCGCUAUCCGCCCCCGAUUUCUUCCGUUCUUCGUCCUUAUUUCAAAACUCCUACUUAUCGAAAGCAGCCAUCCUGUUUGGUAUCGAUCGUUGAUCUUGCUUGGCAACAAGAACCAAAAGAAGACACCGAACGAAUCAAACAAGCAAAAAAAAUCCUUUUCCACACGCAAAAGUCGCUGACAUGA